This is a messenger RNA of Onychostoma macrolepis, 1578 nucleotides long. It is a transcript of the gene pigl, whose product is annotated as phosphatidylinositol glycan anchor biosynthesis, class L. Gene Ontology annotation, biological process: GPI anchor biosynthetic process. The record is from RefSeq and is a predicted model, not a curated record. NCBI's taxonomy places the organism in Eukaryota, Metazoa, Chordata, Actinopteri, Cypriniformes, Cyprinidae. Gene Ontology annotation, molecular function: N-acetylglucosaminylphosphatidylinositol deacetylase activity. The transcript is spliced from 7 exons. Gene Ontology annotation, cellular component: endoplasmic reticulum. The coding region runs from base 63 to 950 and encodes 295 amino acids.
UCUAUAGGAACCAUUGGUCAGGAAACGAUGUUCCACACGGACUCUUUCAUGGCGCGGUCGAGAUGUUUGUUUUCGUUACCAUCAUAAUUGUCUUUGUGACUUAUACUAUUUCUAUGAAGCUUGUGUAUUACAGAUACAGUCAGUUAUGGCCACGCUUACGGAAUAAAAUAUCCACCCCUUUAUACACCGUUGGAAGCGCGAGUUUUUGUCCAACACAAGAGAGGUCCAGCGCGCUCUUACGGAACUCAGAGGAUGACAAGCCGCGCGUUCCAGCCAGCGAGACUCGAGCUCUGUUAGUCACUGCACAUCCAGAUGAUGAAUGCAUGUUCUUUGCACCUACAGUCUUAAAACUUGUUGAAUCACAAGCAGCUGUUUAUUUGUUAUGUUUGUCGACAGGCAAUUACAACAAUCAAGGACUACAGCGCAAAGGAGAACUGCUUGACAGCUGUGCAGUUCUGGGAAUCCCAUCUGAUCAUGUCACCAUCAUUGAUGACAAAGAGCUUCCAGAUGACCCCGCAGUCCAGUGGAGCACUGCACUGAUCUCCUCUCUGAUCCUCAAACACAUCCGAAACUACAGCAUAAGUUUGGUACUGACAUUUGAUGGCAGCGGUGUGAGUGGACAUGCAAAUCAUAUUGCCAUCUACAUGACCCUCAGGCAUCUAGCUUCUGCUGGACGACUACCUGAAGGUUGUCAGAUCUUCUCUCUUCACUCCAUCAGCUUACUCAGAAAGUACGUGUCAGUCCUAGAGCUGCCGGUCAGCUGGCUCCUCCCCUCUGAUUUCUGCUGCAUCAUUGGAUGGGAGGAGUAUAAACGUGCCAAGAAAGCCAUGCUCUGUCAUCGCUCUCAGCUGCUGUGGUUUCGCCGGCUCUACAUACUUUUCUCACGCUACAUGCUUGUAAACACAUUCCAGGCCAUCACCGUGGAAACAAAGAAUGUGAAGAUUUAUUAGCUUAGAUUGUUUUGGGCACUGUUCCUGUCCAUGUAGGACUAAAGUUAUGCACUGAAAUUUUUAAAUAAAGGUUUACUUCACGUUUCUUAACUUAAUUCCAAAUAUAAUGUCAUUAAAUUACUGUACAGUGACAGCACAUAUCAAUAAGGUUCAGUCAGCUUAUCCAACCUGCAGACACUAAUGGAGAACUGCUGGCAUAAUGAACCUGAGAGACUUUAUACCAAACAAUACAAUAUUCUGAAAGCCAGAUAUCUGGGGAGGUUUAGGUUUAGGGGAGUUAAGCGCUUUAACAGAGCUGUUAAAUCCAAAACACAGAUUGUGCCUUUGAGUAUGCAGGGGAUGAAGGACAAAAUGCAAUUGUGUAUAUUGUUUACAUUUUCUGUUACUGUUGUUAUUGAUUUAUUAAAGUAGAGUUCCAAGUAAAGCACUGUUCCAAAUGGAUCAAUAAGUACUGUACCAAAUCUUAUGAUUCAGUAUGGUUUCAAAACUGACAUGUAUUUCUGAUUUCUUUGAGCGAAGUCUGUAACUCUAUUAGUUUAUGUUCUGUGAUGACUUCAAACAUAUGCCAAUGUAGAGCAAUGAAAAACUUUUGUUUAAAAUAAAUUUGAUAAAGAGAAAAAAAGAUGAA